Prunus armeniaca (apricot) is the source of this 720-nucleotide messenger RNA. NCBI's taxonomy places the organism in Eukaryota, Viridiplantae, Streptophyta, Magnoliopsida, Rosales, Rosaceae. The record is from the annotation of a GenBank genome assembly.
AUGGCCCUCACGUUUCCCAAGAUUUACACCCUUGGACCACUCCACGCUCUCCUCAACUCCCAAAUAGGUGACAUGUCUCGAGGUCUAGCAUCCCACGGCUCUCUUUGGAAAAGCGACCUAAACUGCAUGACAUGGCUUGACUCCCAGCCUUUCAAAUCGGUUAUCUAUGUCAGCUUCGGGACUUUGGUCCACUUGACACGUGCCCAAGUGAUAGAGUUUUGGUACGGCCUGGUCAACAGUGGACACCCGUUCUUGUGGGUCAUGAGGUCCGACAUCACAUCUGGGGACCACCAAAUUCCCGCGGAGCUGGAAAAGGGUACAAAAGAAAGAGGGUACAUAGUGGAUUGGGUUUCGCAGGAGGAGGUGCUGGCCCACAAAUCGGUAGGUGGGUUUUUGACCCACAGUGGGUGGAACUCGACGCUUGAAAGCAUUGUGGCCGGGCUGCCCAUGAUCUGUUGGCCGAAUUUGGGGGACCAUUAUAUUAUUAGCAGAACUGUUUGCCGGCAGUGGAAGAUUGGUCUCCAAUUGAAUGAAAAUUGUGACCGGUCCAACAUUGAGGGCAUGGUUCAAACUUUGAUGGGACCCAAAAGGGAGGAGAUCCAGAGCUCCAUGGAUGCCAUUUCGAAAUUGGCUCGUGACAGUGUUGCCGAAGGUGGAUCUUCUCACAACAACUUGGAGCAGCUGAUCGAAUACAUUAGAAAUUUGCAACACCAGAACUAG